Messenger RNA from Schistosoma bovis, 3184 nucleotides. NCBI's taxonomy places the organism in Eukaryota, Metazoa, Platyhelminthes, Trematoda, Strigeidida, Schistosomatidae. The record is from the annotation of a GenBank genome assembly.
AUAGCGCGCGACGUUCAGAAGUAUCGGAAUACGUGUGGCUAAGGUUAUAUUCACCAUCAUUUUCGACACUUUAAGAAUGUGCUCAUCUGACGUAUUUUUCGGUGACAAUUUCAGUCAAAAUCAGUGGAACAGCAAAUGCGAAGACACUUGUCAUAUUGAUAUUGGUUAUUCUGGCCAUUCAGAGGAGGUGAUUUUCGUUCUUAUUUGUGCGAUCCAUUUAUCAUACUGUUCUAUUGUGCAGCGUGGAUUAUUUUUUAAAUUCAUAAUAUGAUUCAAUCAUGAUAAUAUUUGAUGAUUGUAGCUUAUAUUUUUGAGAAAACUUUAUUUUGUUAUCAUUACUAUUUGACUGUUUCUUUAUGUCAGCAAUUUGAAUCUGAGUUGGAGGCUAUGAAUAAUGGUGACUUGUCUUCAGUCAAAAAUUUAGAAUUACAAUUAGCUGCCUGCAAUCGAAUUGUUUCUCUGUUAUAUAAUCGUCUUUCAACAGAUCACUUUCAACUAGUACAAUUAUUAAAUAAUUUGAACGAGUGUGGUGAUUCAGUUUCUGUUACUUUGUCAACUUUAUCCCAACUUAAUCCACAUCCUAGUGUUUUAGACAUAUGUUCUAAUGUAACAUCAACACAUAGUCAAUUAAAACAUAUUCAGUCUCUCUUGCUAUCCCGUGAACAAGAUGCCUCAGAUAAUUUGAAAAUCAUUUAUACAUUCCAACGAAAAUUAGAAGAACGCAUUAAACAAUGCAAAAUCCAAGCUCAAAAUUCACUAAAAACUGCUAAACACAAUUCUGUUCAAACUGAUUCUAUAUCAAAGAAUGAACAACUUAAUCAGCAAACGUUUUCCGAUCCAAAGCCUAAUGGAUUUAAAAAUCCAGGAGAAAUCAAAUAUGAAACUUUAUUAAAAUAUGGACUGGUUAAUCCAAGGAAUGUUCUCAAUCGUACACUAAAACAUCCUGGUUUUUCUGAAUCCGUUGAGCCAAGGAAGUGUGAAUUACAAGAAGCUUUAUUGAAUGCAGUUGGUCAACUGGAUCGUUUAAGAAAAUACCGUAUAAAUCAAAAAACACGUAUUGAUCAAUUACAAGAACGAUUAGAUCAUAUGGGUAUUGAACUGGAUUCCAGUGUAGAUACUAUUCGUCAUCAUCAAACAAAUUAUGAAGCACAAAAACGUAGAACCUCUAUGGAGAUUACUCAUUUACGUAAUCAAUUAGCUAAAGCAACCGCUUUAUUAGAACAGUUUAAAUUAUUCUUCAGUAAAACAAAUCUGAACACUAGUUCUUUGAACCAAAAUAUGCGAGUUCUCAUUGGGAAUUUACUAAAACAUUUACACACAAAUAAUGAACUGCAAGAUAUAGAUACUUUAAGUAUCGAUGAUUUAAAACUGAAAUUAUCUAUUGCUCAAAAUGAGCUUACUCAAUUACGAUUAGAUAUGGCACGUCAAAGAGAAGAUGAUGAUCGUGAGGCAUCAAGACUUCGGGGUCAGUUAGCUGAAGCAAGUUCAGAUGCAAGAGCUUUACGGAUGCAGUUAAAUCGCCUUAUAUCACAAAGCAUUUCUUCAAGCAAACUUAAUGGUUUGGCGAAUACAAACUCAUCUGACUCCUCAAGCUGUACAAACUGUCAAAAACUUCAACGUCUCAACGAUGUUUUACAACGGAAACAAUCUAAUAUGAACCCGUUUCCUGAUUUAAUCAAUCAUCAAGGGAAUAUAAUAAAUCAUCAGAAUUUUGUUUGUGAGGACAGCACCGUUACGAAGAAAGCGAUACACAAGCCACACUUUAUAGACAGUUUCGUUCAAACAGAUUUGUUGAAUGAUAUUCCCGCAACUGAUUUUGUCCAAAACGUUGAUAUAGCUAUUGACCCUAUUGAUGGAUACGAUAACAUCUCAUCACAUCUCCCGGUUAAAAAUUGUAAAUAUGUUCAAACGGAAUCAUUCAUCAUAGGCAAUGGCAUAACUUCAUGCGAAACUUCAUCCGGUGUAAUUUUGAUGGAUGGAAGUUUAAAAUAUGGUAGUAUGAACGAACCAAGCAUCCUAAGUGAGGUUCAGUUAAAUAAUCUUCAUGUAUCCAAUAAAUCGGCACCAGUAUCAUUAAUGAGAAAUGACAAUGAAGCAGUAAUAAAUAGUGUUCAAAAUUCGAUGCUUCAUUCAAUUAGUGAAUUAAAGCAUGAUAACUUGGUUAACCCGAACCAAAGUGUUGAUGAAGAUUCGUUACAUUCUCAGUUGUUACAGCGAAUAAAAGUAGCUGAGGAGGAAGCGAUUAUGGCUAUGGAUCAGUUGAAGGCAAGUAAUGCAGAGUUUCUUACUUUGAAAGAACGCUUAUCCCAUGCAACUGUAGAACGUGCACAUUUAAAAGCAACCAUUGAAGGAUUGGAUGAACAAGUCGCGUUACUUGAAGACUCUUUGUAUGAGCGUACACAGGAACUUCGUAGAAGUCAAAUACUUCUUGGAAAAUAUUGUCCAACGUACCAAAAGCCUGUGACAUCAUAUUCUGUUGAACCUGAAAUACCGAAAUCGGAAAUAUCUAUUAAAAUACAUAAACCAAACAAUAAUUAUACAGACGAAUCAGCAGUUGUUGAUUUGAGAGGUCUUCCUCAGUCUUUUGAACCUACAGAAUCAUUUCUACGUUCUCUACCCAUCAGAUUUAAAUCCUUACAUCAAUUAAUUAACCUAAAGGAUUGGCUAUCUGUUUUAUUGAAGCAGUUGGUUGUACGUAGUCAACAACUAACACCCAGAAUGUUUAGUGGUAUAAGAUUUACAUCAUUUCGUCUGCAAAGUCAACCUAGACCUAAAGCAAUGUUUAUAUUCUUGACUUAUUUCUUUGUUGUACAUCUAAUGCUAUUACAUUGCUGGUUAUUGUAAAUAUCUUGGUAUUUUCUUCCUCUCUCUAUCACUAUUCUCUAUUUCUCUGUACAAUAUUUCGCUUGAUGUAUUAUUUUCAGUUAUCAUCUCUCUGAUUAUUUAAUAUGAAUUCUUUUUUGUCAGUAGCCAUUGUGAUAUGUCUCCACUUACUCCUUACAAACUUAGAGACUCUGUUCAUUCUACCAAUUGACCACUUUUUAAACUCUCGCUGUGAAGUCCUUGAAUUCCUAUUCUUCAUGAUUUGAUGUUACUAUUUUAUUUUUCUGCGAACCUGUGUUAAUUUUCUUUUUUUAUGUCAAAUGAAUUUAUCAAUAAAGUAACAUACAUACUUAUAAACAUA